Messenger RNA from Aedes aegypti (yellow fever mosquito), 2303 nucleotides. RefSeq names its product integrator complex subunit 11 (gene IntS11). Gene Ontology annotation, cellular component: nucleus. The coding region runs from base 337 to 2178 and encodes 613 amino acids. The transcript is spliced from 3 exons. NCBI's taxonomy places the organism in Eukaryota, Metazoa, Arthropoda, Insecta, Diptera, Culicidae. The record is from RefSeq and is a predicted model, not a curated record. Gene Ontology annotation, biological process: snRNA processing.
CUUGCCUUCAGAAGACGUCAGUCGCCAUCCGUCUCGCGUUCGGUUUAAGUCGUUUAAGUUGCUUUGAUUCCUGCGUAAAACUCAACUUGCUGGUACUCGUGAAGGUACUUAUUCGUGCCUUUCGCCACAAGUAAUUAGCGAUCCGACAAAGUGUUCUUCAUCGGUCGAAUAUUAAUAUUCAAUCAAAUACCUAUUUGCAAAUAAAUAGAUGAGUGUUAAUCGCUUCUUUGGAGACACAUUUUCGUCUGAAGCCAAAACCAGUUCGGCUUUUGGGAAUUUUCCAUAAGCUGCUGAAACGCCGGACUUGUGCAGUGUUUGUUGCUAGUGGAUGUGAUUAUGCCCGAUAUCAAGAUUACGCCCUUGGGGGCCGGCCAGGAUGUGGGUCGGAGCUGCAUUCUGCUGUCGAUGGGCGGCAAAAAUAUCAUGCUGGACUGCGGCAUGCAUAUGGGGUAUAACGAUGAGCGCCGCUUUCCGGAUUUCUCGUUCAUCGUUCCGGAGGGUCCCAUCACAAACCACAUCGACUGCGUCAUAAUAUCGCACUUCCAUCUGGACCAUUGCGGAGCCCUUCCCUAUAUGACGGAGAUGAUCGGCUAUACGGGGCCAAUUUACAUGACCCAUCCGACGAAGGCCAUUGCCCCGAUUCUGCUGGAAGACAUGCGAAAAGUUGCGGUGGAAAGAAAAGGUGAAAGCAACUUCUUCACCACGCAGAUGAUAAAGGAUUGCAUGAAGAAGGUGAUUGCCGUAACAUUGCAUCAGAGCGUCAUGGUGGACAGUGAGCUGGAGAUCAAGGCGUAUUACGCGGGCCAUGUGCUGGGGGCGGCCAUGUUCUGGAUCAGGGUCGGGUCGCAAUCGGUUGUCUACACCGGGGACUACAACAUGACCCCGGAUCGCCAUCUGGGAGCGGCCUGGAUCGAUAAGUGCAAGCCGGAUCUGCUGAUAACGGAGAGUACGUAUGCGACGACGAUUCGGGAUUCAAAGCGGUGUCGGGAGCGGGACUUUUUGAAGAAGGUACAUGAAUGCGUCGCUAAAGGAGGGAAAGUGUUAAUUCCGGUCUUCGCAUUGGGGCGUGCACAAGAGCUAUGCAUUCUACUCGAAACGUAUUGGGAGCGAAUGAACCUCAAAUACCCGAUUUAUUUCGCUGUGGGAUUGACGGAAAAGGCCAACAACUACUACAAAAUGUUCAUUACCUGGACCAACCAGAAGAUACGCAAAACUUUCGUACAACGCAACAUGUUCGACUUCAAGCAUAUCAAACCGUUUGAUAAGGGCUACAUUGAUAAUCCGGGAGCGAUGGUUGUCUUUGCAACGCCUGGAAUGCUUCACGCUGGGCUGUCCCUGCAAAUAUUUAAGAAAUGGGCGCCUAACGAAAAUAACAUGGUAAUUAUGCCUGGUUAUUGUGUCCAGGGAACUGUUGGGCAUAAAAUUCUCGGAGGUGCUAAGAAGGUCGAGUUUGAGAACCGCCAGGUGGUUGAAGUGAAAAUGUCUGUAGAGUACAUGAGUUUCAGCGCACAUGCAGAUGCCAAGGGUAUCAUGCAGCUCAUUCAAUACUGUGAGCCCAAAAAUGUAAUGUUGGUUCAUGGCGAAGCGGUCAAAAUGGAAUUCUUGAAGGAGAAGAUCAAAGAAGAAUUCCACAUCGAAUGUUACACACCAGCAAACGGAGAAACCUGCGUGAUAAAUACCCCAAUCAAGAUCCCAGUAGAAGCAUCUACGACUAUUUUGAAAGAAGAAGCUAAGAAGUACAAUGCAGAACCACCAGAUCCGAAGCGAAGACGUGUCAUCCAUGGGCUGCUGAUAAUGAAGGACAACAAAAUCUCACUGAUGAGCAUCGAUGAAAUCUUUAGCGAAUGCGGAAUCAAUCGUCACGUUAUCAGGUUCAUUUCGAAAGUGAAAAUUGACGAUCCCGGCCCUACUCUGCGGACUAUUGAAAAGCUGUACAAUUUGCUGAACGAGCGCUUAUCGGGCUGGACCGUAUCGAUGAAUGAAAACGGCUCGAUCAAUGUGGAAUCGGUCAACAUCACAAUCGAAGGAGACGAAUCAAUCGCAGGACCAGCGGGAUCGGCUUCGGUUCCUCCUCCACCACCAAACGCCCCAACACUGAACAAAAUUUGCAGCGUGUCGUGGGUUAACCAGGAUGAAGACCUGGGUAGCUAUAUUCUCGGUUUGUUGCAGAGCUUAUAGGGCUUGCUAGUUGUUUAAGACUCGAUUUAAGUGAUUGAUUUUUGUUUAUGCAAGUUUCUAGUAGUAGAAAAAAAGCGAAUAAAAUGGGAAACAUGACCUUUUCCUCAAUAAAAGUACAACAGUUA